AUGUCAGAAGCAGCAUAUCGCCCUCUGUGGAGCGCUGCCUUGCGCCGACCCUCUUCCAGCAUAUUCACAACAUGUAAGCAAUGUCAAAAAAGCUUUCCUGAGACUUUGCAGACGCGCGCAUCUUCUUCCAACUCGCGGUGGAAGAUGAGGCAGGGUAAAGACUUUUUCGCCCGCGAGGCCAAGGUGCAGGGGCUCAAGAGUCGGGCUGCGUUCAAGCUCCUAGAGAUGGAUGCCAAAUACAAGAUAUUUCGCAAAGGCCAGACGGUAGUAGAUCUGGUUGCUGUCGAGCGCACGAAGCCAAAUGGCCAGAUCCUGGGCAUCGACAUCAUACCCGCACAGCCACCCAAGGGCGUCUCAACAAUCCAAGGCAACUUCCUUUCACCCGACGUCCAGGGCAUGGUGAAGGACUAUCUCGAGCGAGCCAGGCACCGCAAGCGGAACUCACUGCCAGCAGAAGAAGAUGAAGAACAAGAGAACGACGAAGAAGAAUCACCUGCGGAUAGCGAGGCUACAGUCAUUGAGGAAAAACCGAGCUACAUCGACAUGGAGAGAGCAGCGUCCGAAACUUCAAGUACCGCCAAGGAUGGAUCGGAAGCUAAGAAAGGUCGAUUGGUGGAUAUUGUGUUGAGUGACAUGUCAGCACCUUGGGACCAGACCAGUGGAUUCGGCGUGAACAGUCUUAGUAAUCCCUAUCAUAGGAUGAUGAACACGAGCGGCAUGGCAUUCCGAGACCACGCUGGGAGUAUGGAUCUAUGCGGAGCGGCACUGCAGUUCGCCAAUGACACACUCAAGAACGGCGGGCAUUUUGUCUGCAAGUUCUAUCAAGGCUCCGAGGACAGAGAGUUUGAAAAGAAGCUAAAGACCUUGUUUGCAAAGGUUUUUCGAGAGAAGCCAGAGUCAUCUCGCAGUGACUCGAAAGAGGCGUACUUUGUCGCACUCAGAAGGAAGGGAAACGUAAGCUUGGAGAGUGACGACUUGUAA
This is a messenger RNA of Colletotrichum abscissum, 981 nucleotides long. Its product is annotated as FtsJ-like methyltransferase. Gene Ontology annotation, cellular component: mitochondrion. The transcript has 6 exons. NCBI's taxonomy places the organism in Eukaryota, Fungi, Ascomycota, Sordariomycetes, Glomerellales, Glomerellaceae. Gene Ontology annotation, biological process: RNA methylation. The record is from RefSeq and is a predicted model, not a curated record. Bases 1 to 981 code for a protein of 326 amino acids. Gene Ontology annotation, molecular function: rRNA (uridine-2'-O-ribose)-methyltransferase activity.